AUGACCUCAUCUUCAGGUCGGUGAGAGAGAGAAGGACAAGAGAGAAGAGAGAGAAAGACAGGAGGAAGAAAGAGGAGAGGGAGAGAGACAGUAAGAGAAAAGAGAGAGAAAGAGGGGGAAGAGAAGAAAAGAGAAGGAGACCUAGAGAUCGAGAGAAAGAAAUUAAAAGGGAAAAGGGGAGUAGAGAUGCGAUAUAGCGACAAAGGGAGAGCAUAAGAGAACGAAGAAGCUAUGAGAUUUUAAUGAUGAAAUAUAUAGAGAUAGAUAUAUAGGAGAUACCAAUAGAGAUAUUCAUUUAAUAUAUAUAAUAAAAUAAUAUAAAUAGAUAUAUAAUUUCUAUAUAUAGUAGAUAAUAUAUAUAUAUAUAUAUUAUAAUUAUUAUAUAAUAUAUUUAAUAAAUACUGGGACUUAGAAAUAUAGAGAGGAGAUAGAGAUAGAGAGAUCUACUGCUCUCUCUUUGUCUCCACUCUAUCUCUCUUGCUCUAUCACCCCACUCUCCCCCUUCUCUCUCCUUCGCUUUCUCUCUCUGUCUCUAGUUUCUCCAUUAAUAAGGUGUUGUUUUUACUGUGUGUGUGUGCUCUCCAGGUUCCAAGGGGAGGAAUAAAGGAGAGUUUACUAACCUACAGGGUGUGUCAGCGUCCUCCAGUGGCAGGAUUCUAAUAGCAGACAGCAAUAACCAGUGUGUACAGGUAAAUACACACACACACACACGCACGUUCGCACACACACAGUGGCAGAAUUUUGAUCGUUUGAUUGUUUGUGUGUGUGUGUGUGUCUGUCCCCCCCCCCCCCCCUCCCCCGGACAGAUCUUCUCUAAUGACGGCGAGUUUAAGAGUCGUUUCGGGGUGAGGGGUCGGUCGCCGGGGCAACUCCAACGACCAACGGGUGUGGCCGUUCACCCCAACGGUGACAUCAUCAUCGCCGACUACGAUAACAAGUGGGUCAGCAUCUUCUCCAGCGAGGGCAAGUACAAGGUGAGCACACAGGGGACAUACAGGUUACUUUUCAAUUUUGGAUCUGUCAGGCCAAGCUGUCCUCUGAUUGGUUGUGUUCUCUGUCUGUCAGCCCAAGCUGACCUCUGAUUGGUUGUGUUCUCUGUCUGUCAGCCCAAGAUGUCCUCUGAUUGGUUGUGUUCUCUGUCUGUCAGCCCAAGCUGUCCUCUGAUUGGUUGUGUUCUCUGUCUGUCAGCCAAAGCUGUUCUCUGAUUGGUUGUGUUAUCUGCCUGUCAGGCCAACCUGUCCUCUGAUUGGUUGUGUUAUCUGUCUGUCAGGCCAAGCUGGGCUCUGGUAGGCUGAUGGGACCGAAGGGUGUGUCCGUGGAUCAGAACGGACAUGUGAUCGUUGUUGACAAUAAGGCAUGCACCGUCUUCAUCUUCCAGCCAACCGGCAAGCUCGUUACUAAGUUCGGUAGCCGUGGCAACGGAGACAAACAGUUCGCAGGUGUGUUGAUGUGGAUGAUGAAGAUGAUGAUGAUGAUGAUGAUGAUGGUGAAGAUGAUGGUGGUGAUAGUGAUGAUGAUGAAGGCUCCUCUUCUCCUCCUCUCUCCUCCUCUCUCUGACCAGGUCCUCAUUUUGCAGCCGUCAACAACAACAAUGAGAUCAUAGUGACAGACUUUCACAACCACUCAGUCAAGGUAACUAAGCAACCACUCAGUCAAGGUAACUAACUUCUCAUGUCCACCCAAUGUUCAGAAGGUCUGGUGGAUCAACUAAAAGCCUCAAAUGUGACCUUUGUUAACCCAUUAGAAUGAAAAAGUCCUGAUCUUUGUGAACCCAGCAGAAUAAAGAAGUCCCGACCUUCGUUAUCCCAAAAUAAUGAAAAAGUAUUGACCUUCGUCAACCCAAUAUAAUGAAAAUGUCCUGACCUUCGUUAACCCAAUAGAAUGAAAAUGUCCUGACCUUCGUUAACCCAAUAGAAUGAAAAUGUCCUGACCUUCGUUAACCCAAUAGAAUGAAAAUGUCCUGACCUUCGUUAACCCAAUAGAAUGAAAAUGUCCUGACCUUCGUUAACCCAGCAGAUAUUGACCCAAAAGUCCUGACCUUCGUUAACCCAAUAGAAUGACAAAAGUCCUGACCUUCGUUAACCCAAUAGAAUAAAAUGUCUGACCUUCGUUACCCAAUAGAAUGAAAAAGUCCUGACCUUCGUUAACCCAAUAGAAUGAAAUGUCCUGACCUUCGUCACCAUUGCAAUUAAAAGUCCGACCUUCGUACCUCGAUGAAUGAAUGUACGCCUCGUUACCCAAUAGAAUGAAAGUCCUGACUCGUUAACCCAAUUGGAUUGAAUGUCUCUGACUCGUUAACCCAAUAGAUGAAAUCCUUGACUUGUGUUAACCCUGAAUUGAAAUGUCUUAAAUGGUGGUAUCUGUACCUUCGUUAACCAAGAUGAAAAGCCUGGGCCUCUGUAGCCAAUUGAAUUACAAGGUGUCCUGACCUGUUAGACAGAGAAAAGUCUGACCUGUCGUUAACCCAAUAGAGGAAAUGCCUCUCGACCUUCUUAAGCCCAAACGAAUGCAAAAGUCUCUGACAUUCGUUAACCAUUGCAAUGGAGAAACUGUUCCUGCUGUGUUGACCAUGAGAUGAAAAGUCUGAGACCUUCGUGUAACCAAAGAUGAAAAUGUCCUGACCUUCGUUGAACCAUAGAAUGAAAAAGUCCUUGACCUUCUCUAACCCCAAUUGAAGUCCUAUGUCCUGCGCUUCGUUAACCACAAUGAAUGAAAAGUCCGACCUUCGUUAACCCACAUUGCAAUUAAAAUGUACCUGACUUCGUAACCAAUAGAAUGAAAAAGUCUGACCUUCUUAACCAUUCGAAUUCAAAAGGUCCUGACCUUCGGUUAACCCAAUAGAAGAAAAGUCCUGCUUCGUUAACCCAUAGAAUGAAAAAGUCCUGACCUUCGUUAACCCAAUAGAAUGAAAAGUCCUGACCUUCGUUAACCCAAUGAAUAAAAUGUCCUGACCUUCGUUAACCCAAUAGAAUGAAAAAGUCCUGACCUUCGUUAACCCAAUAGAAUGAAAAAGUCCUGACCUUCGUUAACCCAGUAGAAUGAAAAAGUCCUGACCUUCGUUAACCCAGUAGAAUGAAAAAGUCCUGGUUGAAAAUAAAACAUCUCUCCUUCCCUCCCUCCCUCCCUUCCAGGUGUUCACCCCAGAGGGAGAUCUGCUGCUGAAGUUUGGAUCUAAUGGAGAGGGCAACGGUCAGUUUAACGCUCCUACAGGUGUGGCCGUCGACGUGAACGGGAACAUCAUCGUAGCCGACUGGGGCAACAGUCGCAUACAGGUACAUAUAUAUAUCAUGUAUGUACACACUGCCUUCAGAAAGUAUUCAUACCCCUUUGACUUUUUCCACAUUUUGUUUUGUUACAGCCUGAAGUUUAAAAUUGAUUAAAUGGAUUUGUUUCUCACCCAUCUAAACCAGCGGAGGCUGUUGAGGGGAGGACGGCUCGUAAUAAUGGCUGGAAUGGAGUCAAUGGAAAUGCAUCACCAUGGAAACCACGUGUUUGAUGUAUUUGAUACCAUUCCACUGAUUCCGCUCCAGCCGUUACCACGACCCCGUCCUCCCCAAUUAAGGUGCCACCAGCCUCCUGUGACCUACACACAAUACCCCCUAAUGACAAAGUGAAAACAUGUUUUUAGACAUUUUCUGCAAAUGUAUUGGAAAUUAAAUACAGAUAUAUGUAAUUUACAUAAGUAUCCCCCCCCCCAAGGUGUUUGACGGUAGUGGCUCCUUCCUGUCCUACAUCAAUACAUCAGCUGACCCUCUCUACGGACCUCAGGGUCUGGCUCUCACCUCUGAUGGACACGUGGUGGUGGCCGACUCCGGGAACCACUGCUUCAAGGUCUACAGAUACCUACAGUAG
Messenger RNA from Coregonus sp. 'balchen', 3852 nucleotides. The record is from the annotation of a GenBank genome assembly. Lineage: Eukaryota; Metazoa; Chordata; Actinopteri; Salmoniformes; Salmonidae.